CAUCAUGCACUAUAAAAAUUCACUCUGCUAUAAAAUUAGUUACAAUCAUUCUAGACAAGCACCAAUUUGUUAUUGAGAUUACAAGAUUAAGAAUCAGUAGAUCUACCAGCUAUAUCAUUAUUUUAUCAGAGCCUUGUGGGACCAUCCUGCAUCUGCAACCUGCAACCUGCACCUGUGCUGAGACUAGUACUGCAGGCAAGUUAUCUGUCAGACAAACACUAAAAUAAAAUCAACCGAUAUGAAUGAAGAGAAGCCAUCGGUGGCCACAUCUACAUCUACAGCACCCCCUCCAGCCUACACAUCUGGACCAACCCACAACCCCUCACAGUACCCCCCACAAUAUGGUAAUCCACCUCAGCAGCAGCAUAAAGUGACUGUGGUCACAACCGUACCAGUUCGGCAACCAGAGGUGUGGAUUUCUUCCCGUGGUGCAGUCCCGCCGCCUGAUCGGGGUCGUAUUGUCAUUGGCGGAGAAGCUCGAUAUAGAUACGGCCAGUUGACGUCUACCAACUACACUUAUGCUGACGAGCUGCCUUGCCUGGCAAAUGGAAUGCUUGUGUGCAUAGUCUGCUGUUUCUUUGUUCUGUCCCCCAUUUCUCUGGUGUGCUCUGUAUCUGCUUACUACUUCAUCAAGAAGGCGAAUGAUAAAGCUAAUGUCCAGAAUGACAUACCAGCUGCCAGGAGCGCUUACCGUUGUUUCAACUUCUCUCUGUGUGGCCUAGCCUUCUGGUUUGGGUUUGUCUUGGUGCUAACCAUCGCACUGGGCUUACUGGGAGGGUUGGGGUUCUGAAGCCAUCAUCAUCAAUGCUGGACAAUGGACAAAUUCCUGUGUUGUGUUUAACAAAUGUGUUUUGACUAGAGUAAAGUAUCAAUUAUCAGACAAUCAA
This is a messenger RNA of Halichondria panicea, 887 nucleotides long. RefSeq lists its product as uncharacterized. The transcript is spliced from 2 exons. The record is from RefSeq and is a predicted model, not a curated record. Lineage: Eukaryota; Metazoa; Porifera; Demospongiae; Suberitida; Halichondriidae. The coding region runs from base 239 to 790 and encodes 183 amino acids.